AUGACAGAGAGGGUAAAGAGGCGGGGCGCGUCCUGGUCAGACGAUGAAACACUAGCCUUGCUGAACAUCUGGCAAGAGUUACAUGUGGAGGAAAGCCUCGAUAAUCCUAAAACCAACAAUACAAGUAUUUAUAAAACCAUUUCUUCAUCCCUUGAGGACUAUGGAUUUCAAAAGACACCAGAACAAUGUAAGGUUAAAAUGCACACUCUCAAAAGAAGCUACAGGAUGUGGAAGGGAAAACUGAAGAAGAGUGGUAGAGGCCGUUCACUUUGCAAGCAUUUUGAGAAACUUGAUGAAAUACUGGGAUGUCGACCCGCGUCCUCUCCUGUGAAGAUUAUUGAAAGCUCUACAACAGAUAAAACCCAUGAUGACAUAGAUACUGACGUCUCUAGUGAUACAGAGGUUGGUCCUGAUUCAGAAGUGACUGGGGUUACUGGUGAUACAGAGGCAGACAAAGAGGAUAAACCUCUUCCUUCUGACCAUGAGCAAGAGCCAAGUCCUGGAAUCAGUGCAGAUAACCUUGAAAAAGAUGAUGCUCUUCCAAAAAUUCAGCCACCACGAAAACGCUCAUUGUUUUCAGCUAAAGAUAAUGAGCAAAGUCAGAGUUCACAGAAAUGGAACAAGAAAGCUAAGAAAAGCAAACUUGAGGUGGUCAUGACAACUGUAAUGUCUGGAUUCACGAAAAGCAACGAGAAGAUUGAAGAUAAGUAUGUCAACCUUGAAAAUAGAAAAAUUGAGCUUGAAAUGAAAAAACUAGAGAUGGAAAAGUUGAAAAUUGAAACGGAGAAAAGUAAUCGAGAGUCAGAGGAGAGAAUGCAGCGAGAGACAAAUCAGCAUCAAUUGAACAUGAUUCUUGGCAAAAUGGGUCAAGGUCAAGACCACUUUCCAUGGAACUUUCCCAGCUCCAUGCCAGGAACCUCACGUGGCGAUGAUCCGGGAUCUGAUGUGUCAUAUGACACUAGUGGAAGCACAUAUUACAACAUGUGA
Messenger RNA from Haliotis rubra (blacklip abalone), 987 nucleotides. Its product is annotated as zinc finger and SCAN domain-containing protein 29-like. The transcript has a single exon. NCBI's taxonomy places the organism in Eukaryota, Metazoa, Mollusca, Gastropoda, Lepetellida, Haliotidae. Bases 1 to 987 code for a protein of 328 amino acids. The record is from RefSeq and is a predicted model, not a curated record.